Molecule: messenger RNA, 2778 nt
Organism: Yamadazyma jaroonii
Lineage: Eukaryota; Fungi; Ascomycota; Pichiomycetes; Serinales; Debaryomycetaceae
Source: the annotation of a GenBank genome assembly
AUGAACAAGCAAAGACAGUUACUUCUUCUUGUGGGAGUGAUAUUCCAUUUGUUCUAUAUCUGGUCUAUCUUUGACAUUUACUUUGUGUCACCUUUAGUCCAUGGUAUGGAUCAACAUGUGUCAAACGCCGAGCCUCCAGCAAAAAGAUUGGUGUUGAUAGUAGGUGAUGGUUUGAGAGCUGAUACUACGUUUAAAAAGGUUAAACAUCCUAAAACUGGAGAAGAGGAAUAUUUGGCACCAUUUUUAAGAGACAAGGUUUUGAAUGAAGGAAGAUUUGGGAUUUCCAAUACCAGAAUGCCUACUGAAUCUAGACCUGGUCAUGUAGCCAUGAUUGCAGGAUUCUAUGAAGAUGUCAGUGCUGUCACCAAAGGAUGGAAAGAGAAUCCUGUGGACUUUGAUUCAUUCUUUAACCAAUCGACCCAUACUUACUCCUUUGGGUCACCAGACAUUCUUCCCAUUUUCUCCAUUGGUAAUGUUGUUCCUGGAAGAAUCGAUUGUCAUAUGUAUGGCCAUGAGUUUGAAGAUUUCACUGCCAAUUCCAUUGAUUUAGAUGCCUUCGUGUUUGAUCAUUUCAACCAACUUUUAGCUAAUUCAUCCACCAACCAAACCUUGAACGACGAAUUGAAUAAAGAUGGUAACGUGUUCUUUUUACAUUUGUUGGGUUUGGAUACUGCUGGACAUGCUUAUAGACCCUAUGCUGCAGAAUAUUUUGAUAACUUAGCUUAUGUUGAUGAUCAGUUGUCUAAAUUAGUUCCUAAAAUCAACGACUUCUUUGGUGAUGAUAAAACAUCUUUUGUUUUCACAGCAGAUCAUGGAAUGUCUGAUUUCGGUUCUCAUGGUGAUGGACAUCCUAAUAACACCCGUACACCUUUAAUAGCAUGGGGUGCAGGAAUCAAUAAACCUAAAGUUGCCGAUGGAACUGAAUUGGCUGUACAGGAUGCAGUUUUAUCAGGUUAUGAAGCUGAUUAUUUUGAUACCUGGGAUUUAGAUCAUUUAGUACGUACUGAUGUUAAACAAGCAGAUAUUUCUCCAUUGAUGGCAUAUUUGAUUGGUACAAAUUAUCCUAAGAAUUCUGUAGGGGAGUUGCCUAUGGAUUACUUGUCAGACACGCCGAUUUUGAAGAUCAAAGGAUUGUAUCAUAAUGCAUUAGCUUUAAUCGAACAAUAUUACGUAAAAGAACAGGAAGUUUAUGAACAUCAAUUCAAAUUCAAACCUUUCAGACAUUUCGAAAAGUAUCCUAUUGUGGAGUACACCCAAAGAAUAGAGACUUUGAUUCAAUCAUUGGAAAAUGAAUUCGAUAGUGCCUCGGCAGAAGAAGUCAUUAGAUUAUGUAAAGAUUUAAGCACUCAAUCAUUGAAUGGAUUGAAUUAUUUACAAACCUAUAAUUGGUUAUUCCUCAGAACUAUCGUAACCUUAGGCUUUGUGGGAUGGACAUUAUUUUCCUUUGUGAUCUUCUUGAAAAUCUUCAUUUUAAAGUCAUAUGAUGAAUCACAUUCUCCAGUAUUGGGGGGUUUAGCCACUUUGGUUGGUCUGGUCGUAUUUUACGUGUUAUAUUAUCAAAAUUCCCCCUUCAACUAUUACAUGUAUGCUAUCUUCCCAGUGUACUUUUGGUACAGUAUUAUCAAUGACUUGAAAGUUUUCCUUCAAGGACUGGGGAUCUUAUUUGAUAAUAUUAGUCCUUCCACCAAAUUACUUCUCGUCAUAUCCUUCAUUGGAAUGUAUGAGAGUAUUGUUUAUGGGUUCUUCAAUAGAGUGAUCUUCUCCUUCUUAUUCAUAAUGAUUGGUAUAUACCCAAUAUUUUUCGAUGUUCCAAUCUUGAAUAAAUUCAUGUGGUUUGUUAGUUGUUGCAUGAUGACAAUAUUCCCUAACUUGAACCCCGUCAAGACCGAAGAUAUCAACCUUAUCAAUAUAGGAACUGUUCUUAGUUUGAUCAUAUCAUUCGUGGGGAUGAGGAAAUUAAAUUCGAUCAUUGAUCCAUAUAGUAAAUCAUUAUUGAUUUUACAAAACAUCUGUAUUGGAGCUAUGGUUGUUUUCACCAAUAUUUCCGUUGAUUCCUUACAAAGACGUCAAGGUUUACCUUUGUACAGUCAAGUUAUGAGUUGGAUCAUUUUUAUUGUUUCGUUGAUAGUCAUUCCCACCCUUUACAGUUUGAAACCAAAUAAUAACUACAAGCUUAGAUUACUCAUUAUCUUCUUGACGUUCAUCCCGACAUUCAUCAUUUUGACAAUCUCCUUUGAAGUAUUGUUCUACAUUGGUUAUUCUUUGGUUCUUUUACAAUGGUUGUAUAUCGAACAAAUCAUCUAUAACAAACUGAACUGGGUCCAAACUUUACGGGUUACCAUCAUUGGGUUCUUCUAUUUACAAUUAUCGUUCUUUGGUAUUGGAAAUAUUGCUUCCAUCUCAUCAUUUUCCUUAGAUUCAGUCUACAGGUUGAUUCCUAUUUUCGAUCCUUUCCCAAUGGGAGCUUUGCUUAUGUUGAAAUUAAUCAUUCCAUAUAUCUUAUUAUCUUCAUGCUUAGGAAUUAUGAAUUACCAAUUGAAGAUUGAAAAAUUCACCAUUUCUACUUUGAUCAUUUCCACUUGUGAUAUUUUGUCCAUCAAUUUCUUCUACUUGGUCAGAACCGAAGGUUCUUGGUUAGAUAUAGGAACAUCGAUCUCGAAUUAUGUUUUAGCUAUGUUGAGUAGUUUAUUCAUGUUAAUCUUAGAGUUGGUCAGUUCAGUAGUUUUGAAAGGUGUGGAGUUCAAUGAUAACACAAGCUUGAAGAAGAAAAAUCGAUAG